Cephus cinctus (wheat stem sawfly) is the source of this 3045-nucleotide messenger RNA. RefSeq names its product acyl-CoA Delta(11) desaturase. The coding region runs from base 38 to 1267 and encodes 409 amino acids. Gene Ontology annotation, biological process: unsaturated fatty acid biosynthetic process. Gene Ontology annotation, cellular component: endoplasmic reticulum membrane. NCBI's taxonomy places the organism in Eukaryota, Metazoa, Arthropoda, Insecta, Hymenoptera, Cephidae. Gene Ontology annotation, molecular function: iron ion binding; stearoyl-CoA 9-desaturase activity. The record is from RefSeq and is a predicted model, not a curated record. The transcript has 6 exons.
CCGCGCGGACUCGUGGGACCGAUCUUCACGAAAGUCAAUGACAGUCGCUGCUUUCGAGAGAUCGGCUCUCGUUUGGAAGAGGGGUGAAAGCGUGUACGCGAAUAUUCGCUCCCUUCCUGUAAAAAGGAGCCUUGGGACGAUACAAGGGGAAACAAAAGUAAUUUCUUCAUUUAAAGGCAGAGAGCCUGCUGUGAAAAUGGCUCCCAAUAUAUCCGGUGAAAAUCGUUGCGUCGACUCCAAAUUUGAGGUGCAGCCAAACGAACUCGUGGAAUUGCCAGAAAAAAUAUUGGAAACCGAAAAAACAGAAGGAGUACUUCCGGUAAAGGAAACGAAGGGCGAAGGAUGGUUCAGCUUCAAAACGGAGCUCAUUUGGUUAAAUAUCAUCGCUAUUAGCCUUGUGCAUUUGAUAGCAUUUUACGGUAUACUGACCUUUCCAGUUUUCGAGUGCAAGUUGACCUUAUUGUGGGGAACAUUGUUGGGUCAGCUGGCAGGUUUUGGGGUCACGGGGGGAGUUCAUCGUCUCUGGACUCAUCGAUCUUACAAAGCGAAAUUGCCGCUCAGGAUAAUUCUGCUCGUCUGCUACGCGAUGGCUGGUCAGAACACCAUCUACGACUGGGUGAGGGAUCAUCGGGUCCAUCAUAAAUUUUCAGAGACCGACGCCGAUCCGCACAACAGCAACCGCGGCUUCUUCUUCGCUCACGUCGGCUGGCUGAUGAUGCGCAAGCAUCCCGAAGUCAUUCGCCGAGGUCGGCAGGUCGACAUGAGCGACAUACUCGCUGACCCCGUGGUCGUAUUCGGAGAAAAGUACUUCCUGCCGCUGAAGCUUUUCUUCUGCUUUAUAUUUCCCACCUUGCUUCCGAUCUACUGCUGGAACGAGACUUGGUACAGGUCGAUCAUGGCUCAAGUUUUCGUUCGUUACAUCUUGACCUUGAAUUUCACAUGGUGCGUCAACAGCGCAGCGCACCUCUGGGGUACCAAACCGUAUGACAACAAAAUUCAACCUGCCGAAAACCUUGGCGUUGCUCUCGUCGCGUUGGGGGAGGGCUGGCACAACUACCAUCACGUGUUUCCCUGGGAUUACAAGGCGGCCGAACUCGGGAAUUACAGGGUGAACACGACCACCAUGUUGAUCGACAUGUUCGCCAAGAUCGGCUGGGCCUACGACCUCAAGCAACCUUCGAAAGACCUUGUGAAGCGAAUCGUCGAGAAGAAAGGCGACGGCAGCCACCCCCUAUGGGGCGAAGUGCCAGAACCAAAGGCGGAGUGAGGCAGAGAGGAUUUACUUUUUUUUGACGAAAUUUCUGUUGCACGAAAUUGGGAAAUUCGAAAUCAGAAAAUGGCGCAAGAGGAUGAGAAAUAGAAUAGCACGUGGGUAGCACGAGUGCGAGAUUGAUUAGAAAAUGAGAACUUGCAAAAAAAAAAAAAUAAUAAUAACUUGAAUAAUGAUGAAAUUUUUUAAUCGAUUACUAUAAACACGUUUUUUUUUGCUUUUUCAUAAAUUUAUUACAUUCCCGCAUUUUUUUUCAAAUUACCACUUCACCCUUAUAAGCUUUUGCUCCUUCCUCUUUCUGUGCCACUUCCGGUUUACGAUUAACAAUUUCUUCAGCUCAGGAUUUUAUAGUUUCUUUUGUAUUGACUAUAAUGGCAUAGAGCUUUUCAUUAAGAGCCAAGUCUUCCAAUGGUGCGAUUAGUAAAGUGCAGCAUUUUAAUAAAAGUGUUAUACCGUAGAAUCGCUAUAGGUCAGUCCAUGUUAAUUUAAACGAAAGCUACUUGCGAUAGUAGUAAUAGAUUAUAAAUAAACGUAUAAUCAAAAGGGUCAGAAAAUAAUAUAUUUAUUCAAAUAACAAAGAUAAGACGAUUAUCUGUACUAGAUCAUACAAUAAUUGUCUAACCUAACCUAAUGCAAUAAGACUUGGAACAUAGAUAAUUAAAUUUUAAUGUACAGUAUACAGUGAAGUUAAAAUUAUCGAGGUGUAAUUAGAUCCACUAUUUUGAGAUAGUGAUAAAUUAUCAACGCAGCCAUGUACUUCUCGAAGUACAACCCACGCGGUUCAGGCAUGCUUAUCUUUGUGCAGUCUUUAAUCGUGUGACAGAACGAAGUGAAUUUUUUCCAGAGAUAGAAAAAAAAGAACAAAGUUCAUUAAGCUGAUCACUUACAAUUCAAAUGAUGUUAAUAUUAAGGUUAAACUAAUAUACAUACAUAUUUAUGCGGCUAUCUUUUGCACGAUUAAAAAUUGAGCUUGAAAACGAGUAUAAAUUUAUCGCACUGUUAUUCCCGUCAUUUUCUGAUAUACUGUCUAAUAAAAAAUUUAAUAAUGCGCAAACAUAACAAAUAUUGCCAAUGAAAAAUAAUAUAAUAACCAUAAAAUCGGGUUUAUUGACGCAUUAGCUAGUUUAGAGCAAAUUAAAAAACAUAUAUGAAUGAAUUUAUCUCGUGCAUUUUUCCGAUUCAGACUUACGCAUGUAUGUCAGUGCUUGCGUAUACCGUAAGGAUGAAAUAUGUAUUGUUGAAAAAUAUUUUUUCUUAACAUCAGCCGAUACGCAUAUAAUGAAUUUUCACCAGAAAUAAAAAAAAUUAACGAGAUCUAUCAAUCUGCAUUUGGCAGAUUUUUCCACUCUUGCAAUAAUCUACAUAAACAUAUGUAUAUUAUCCAAGCACGUGUUCGGUGAUGCGUAACAAUUUGAACUUUGAUAACACAGACCGAAUCGUCUGUGUGAGUGCCGUCCUGAGACAUUAAGUGACCUUUUAAAUUUGUUACUUAUCUUAAUACAGAAAAAUAAUUAUUCAACCUUCCGAUGCAUCCUGACACUGAAAUCUGACAUGGACACGAUAAAGCCGAUCGACAAUAAAAUAAUUCAAUCGCCAAACCAAACUUGAAUCAGACCUUAAAAGAGGUAAUCAAACUGUAUGGCGCGAAAGUCGGAUAGAAAAGUAAAAAAAGGAAUUGAUUUAAAGUUGGUUAUUUCAGUGACGAUUAAAUGUAAAUAAGAAAAGGAAGAAGACUAUAGAAUUGUAUGCGAAUAAUGAAAUCACGAUGCAAGUCA